This is a messenger RNA of Cavia porcellus (domestic guinea pig), 993 nucleotides long. RefSeq names its product acyl-coenzyme A thioesterase 1-like. Gene Ontology annotation, molecular function: fatty acyl-CoA hydrolase activity. Gene Ontology annotation, biological process: fatty acid metabolic process; acyl-CoA metabolic process. NCBI's taxonomy places the organism in Eukaryota, Metazoa, Chordata, Mammalia, Rodentia, Caviidae. The record is from RefSeq and is a predicted model, not a curated record.
AUGGUCAAGUUAUUUCUUUUGAGGGAAAAGUCAAAGAGCUCUCAGCCUGACCAGGUCAAGCUGCUGGCCAGCGUGGUGCACGAGCGCCCCUUCCUGUCGCCCGGGGUGCAGCCUGUGCGAGGGCGGGUGCGGGCCACCCUCUUCCUGCCCCCGGGGGAGCUGGCCUCUGUCCCCUUUCUCUGUUCAGUCUGCUCUGACACAUCUCCUUUUUCUUACUCUCCUAAUCUGCUGGCUGGGAAGGGCUUUGCUGUGAUGCCUCUGGCUUUUUAUAACUGCGAUGACCUCUCCCAGGACAUAGAGAUGCUACACUUGGAAUACUUUGAAGAAGCCGUGAACUACUUGCUCAAGCACCCCCAGGUUGUCUGCCCAGGAAUUGGGCUGCUUGGGAUUUCCAAAGGUGGUGAGCUCUGCGUCUCCAUAGCCUCUUUCCUGAAGGGCAUCACAGCUGCUGUCAUCAUCAAUGGCUCCAUCGCCAAUGUUGACAUCACCUUGAGGUACAAGGAUGUGACCCUGCCCCCUCUGGGCAAAAACCUGAAGCGAGUCACAGUGUCCAAAGAUGGCAUCAAAGAUAUUGUGGAUGUUCUGAACGAUCCUUUGGAAGGACCUGACCAGAAGAGCUUAAUUCCUGUGGAAAGGUCUGACACCACCUUCAGGAUGACCACAACUGGCAGAGAGUUCUAUGCUAAUGUGGCCUCUAAGUGCUUACAGGCCCAUGGGAAGAAAAAGCCCCAGAUCAUCUGUUACCCAGAAAUAGGCCACUUUAUUGAGCUCCCCUUCUUUCCUCUGUGCCCAGCUUCUCCACACCCCACAGUGAGUAGCCUUGUCUUCUGGGGAGGGGAGCCCAGGUCUCAUGCCGUGGCCCAGGUGGAUACAUGGAAACAACUCCAGAGUUUCUUCCACAGACACCUGGGUGGUAACGAGGGGACCAUACAAACAAAACUAUCAUUUUUAUUUGAUUGUGUGGCAUCUGAUGCUGAUCUCUACUGGGAAUAG